Messenger RNA from Penicilliopsis zonata CBS 506.65, 2281 nucleotides. RefSeq lists its product as hypothetical. Gene Ontology annotation, molecular function: ATP citrate synthase activity. Gene Ontology annotation, cellular component: cytosol. The record is from RefSeq and is a predicted model, not a curated record. The transcript has 6 exons. Lineage: Eukaryota; Fungi; Ascomycota; Eurotiomycetes; Eurotiales; Aspergillaceae. Gene Ontology annotation, biological process: acetyl-CoA biosynthetic process; fatty acid biosynthetic process; tricarboxylic acid cycle. Bases 74 to 2047 code for a protein of 657 amino acids.
UCGGAGCUGAAUUUCUCUUUCCAUAUAAUUUCUUAAUUGAUUCUGAGCCUAAGAGAGCACCUGAAUCUCCACCAUGCCUUCUUCUGCUCCUCUGGCCAGCGCUGCCAAUGGCAACCUGUCCGCCAACGAUAAUAUCCGCCGGUUUGACCCUCCGAGCCGUGUGCUCUCUCCCCAGACCCAUGCUCUCUUCCACAACAAGACACGAUGCUUCGUCUACGGUAUGCAGCCCAGAGCGGUGCAGGGUAUGCUCGACUUCGACUUCAUUUGCAAGCGCAGCACCCCUUCCGUCGCUGGUAUCAUCUACACCUUCGGUGGCCAGUUCGUGAGCAAGAUGUACUGGGGUACGAGCGAGACUCUGCUCCCCGUCUACCAGGACACUGCGAAGGCCUUUGCCAAGCACCCAGAUGUCGACACCGUCGUCAACUUUGCCUCGUCGCGUUCCGUCUACAGCUCCACCAUGGAGCUGAUGGAGUUUCCCCAGAUCAAGUCCAUUGCCAUCAUUGCCGAGGGUGUUCCUGAGAGACGCGCUCGUGAGAUCCUGGUUACCGCCAAGGAGAAGGGCAUCACGAUCAUCGGACCUGCUACUGUCGGUGGUAUCAAGCCCGGUGCUUUCAAGAUCGGUAACACUGGUGGUAUGAUGGACAACAUCGUCGCCUCCAAGCUUUACCGCAAGGGUUCCGUCGGCUACGUCUCCAAGUCCGGCGGUAUGUCCAACGAGCUGAACAACAUCGUUUCCCAGUGCACGGAUGGUGUCCACGAGGGUAUCGCCAUCGGUGGUGACAGAUACCCCGGAACCACCUUCAUCGACCACUUGCUCCGCUACCAGGCCGAUCCCGACUGCAAGAUCCUGCUGCUGCUUGGUGAGGUCGGUGGUGUCGAGGAGUACCGUGUCAUUGAGGCUGUCAAGAACGGCCAAAUCACCAAGCCCAUCGUUGCCUGGGCCAUCGGUACCUGCGCUAGCCUGUUCAAGACCGAGGUGCAGUUCGGCCACGCCGGUGCUUCGGCCAACUCCCAGCUGGAGACGGCCGUCAACAAGAACAAGGCCAUGCGCGAGGCUGGCUUCUACGUCCCCGACACCUUCGAGGAACUGCCUCAGGUCCUCACUGAGGUCUACCAGGACCUGGUGAAGAAGGGCACGAUCAAGCCCCAGGCUGAGCCCACCCCCCCCAAGAUCCCCAUCGACUACGCCUGGGCUCAGGAGCUGGGUCUCAUCCGUAAGCCCGCUUCGUUCAUCUCCACCAUCACCGACGACCGUGGCCAGGAGCUGCUGUACGCUGGUAUGCCCAUCUCCGACGUCUUCAAGGAGGACAUUGGCAUCGGUGGUGUCAUGUCGCUGCUGUGGUUCCGUCGCCGUCUCCCCACCUACGCCAGCAAGUUCCUGGAGAUGGUUCUCAUGCUGACUGCCGAUCACGGUCCCGCCGUGUCCGGUGCCAUGAACACCAUCAUCACCACCCGUGCUGGCAAGGACCUGAUCAGCGCCCUGGUCUCCGGUCUGUUGACAAUUGGUUCCCGCUUCGGUGGUGCUCUGGAUGGUGCCGCCGAGGAGUUCACCAAGGCUUUCGACAAGGGCCUGAGCCCCCGUGACUUUGUCGACAUCAUGCGCAAGGAGAACAAGCUGAUCCCUGGUAUCGGCCACAAGGUCAAGUCCCGCAACAACCCCGAUCUGCGUGUUGAGCUGGUCAAGGAGUACGUCAAGAAGCACUUCCCCAGCACCAAGCUGCUCGACUACGCCAUUGCCGUCGAGACCGUGACCACAUCCAAGAAGGAUAACCUCAUCCUGAACGUGGACGGCUGCAUUGCGGUCUGCUUCGUGGACCUGCUCCGCCACUGCGGCGCCUUCACCCCCGAGGAGGUUGAGGACUACAUGCGCAACGGCGUCCUGAACGGUCUUUUCGUUCUCGGCCGUAGCAUCGGUCUCAUUGCCCACUACCUCGACCAGAAGAGACUGCGCACCGGUCUCUACAGACACCCUUGGGAUGACAUCACCUACCUCCUCCCCACCCUGCAGAAGGGCGGCGCCGAGGGUCGCGUGGAGGUCUCUGUUUAAAAACUUUUCCUUAUCUCUCUCCUUUUCUCCUUCUCUGUGCCGGAAAAGCCAGCGUAGACGUGCUGAACAAUCGUGCGGGGCCCGUGAUUCAGUCAUAAAAACGUCGGAGUUCUUAUGAUGGGUUACACUUUUAUUUAUUUUUUCUUCCAUUUCCUUUUUGAUUCCACCGGUUUUUAAUUUGCCCAUUUUAUAUCAUUUCAAGGACACACAGUGCACAUGUGGCAUGACAGGCAG